CUGAACCUGGCACGAUUCUUGCCCGGUCCGGGUGACGGCCUGCUGGCCCCUCCGGCGGUUGAUGAUGUCAUGUGGCCCCUCUGCUUCAUCUCCGACAGGCUGUUCAGGGUGCCGGGAGACGACGCCGGCGACGGCGACGGCCCGGGCGCGCCGCCGCCCCCCGACGGCCGAAUCCCGCUAGCACGCCGAUCCUACUUCAUCGAUGUCCCUCACGUGCAGCAGGCCUUCACCUGGGACUGCGGCCUCGCUUGCGUGCUCAUGGUGCUCAGGACCCUGGGCCUUGAUUGCUGCCACGGCAUUGCCGAACUCGAGAAGCUCUGCCGCACCACAAGCGUCUGGACAGUCGACUUAGCAUAUCUGUUACACAAGUUUUCAGUUAAUUUUUCGUUCUUUACUGUGACUAUUGGAGCAAAUCCGCAGUAUUCUGCAGAAACCUUUUAUAGGGAGCAAUUGCAAGAAGACAUUGACAGAGUUGAUGAGCUGUUUGGCAAAGCACUUGAUGCUGGAAUCAGUAUUCAACGCAGAUCCAUCAGUGCGUAUGAUAUUGCUUUUCUAAUCUUAUCUGGGCACUGCAUUGCAAUUGCUCUAGUGGAUAAAUCAAAGUUAAAUUCCUCUUGGAUGAAUGAUGUGCAUGAUAUGCAACAGUUUGACGAGGAUUCAGAUUACAUGGGGCAUUAUGUUGUAAUAUGUGGCUAUGAUGCCGAUGCUUGCGAGUUUGAGAUAAGGGAUCCAGCCAGUUCUAGAAAGCGUGAAAUGGUGCCCAUGAAAAGUUUAGAUGAGGCCCGCAAAUCCUUUGGAACCGAUGAGGACAUUCUUUUGGUGUCCUUGACUGGAAAAAACGGGACGAAGUUGUCGCAUAAACUCCCGGUCGGCUCUCCAUAGACUGCUCACCACCCUCCAGUCUCUCCUUGUGUAUACUCUGUACAUGCCCCUCUAGUUAUGCUUACCACUUGUCGAGUCCGGUAUGUAGUUGGGGAACAUUCUUACAGCUGAUAGAAACAGUGUCUAGUGAAGAUAGAGGAACCCAGUAAGGUUUACGGGCUCAGGUCUCGCCCCACUGGAGCUUGUGCAACCGGCGCGGCGGCAGCAGCAACGCUGCUCGGCAUGAACUGCUUCUGUAAACAGGAACUGCCGCCGCCGCCUCCGCUUCGACCUCGAGCACAGGUUCCUUACCAUCUUGGCCAUCUUGGCCGGGCAGAGAUGUACAGUAGCAUAUGUACAGAUAUAUAUAUUCCCGAAUAAAAUGGUGGCCUCGUUGUGCCAUGUAUUGGUAUCA
Triticum aestivum (bread wheat) is the source of this 1276-nucleotide messenger RNA. RefSeq names its product guanylyl cyclase 1. Lineage: Eukaryota; Viridiplantae; Streptophyta; Magnoliopsida; Poales; Poaceae. The record is from RefSeq and is a predicted model, not a curated record.